Stomoxys calcitrans (stable fly) is the source of this 2541-nucleotide messenger RNA. It is a transcript of the gene Cyp4g15, whose product is annotated as cytochrome P450 4g15. The record is from RefSeq and is a predicted model, not a curated record. NCBI's taxonomy places the organism in Eukaryota, Metazoa, Arthropoda, Insecta, Diptera, Muscidae. The coding region runs from base 392 to 2155 and encodes 587 amino acids. Gene Ontology annotation, molecular function: monooxygenase activity; oxidoreductase activity, acting on paired donors, with incorporation or reduction of molecular oxygen; heme binding. The transcript is spliced from 5 exons.
CAUGCCCAUAGUUUACCGCGGACGCGCUUUUUUAACUUUAACGGACGGUAACGGCAGUGUGGAUUUUCAAAACAAAUAUCCCAAAAAUAAAACACAGUGGCAAAGAGCGCAGCAACAAAAAUAAAAACUCAAAUGGAAAAGUUAAAGUGUAGAGAAUAGCCACAAAAAACAAGAAAGAAAGAAAAAUAAAAGAGCAAAGAACACUUAUGUAUAUUACUUAAUUGCCUACUCUAAUAGAUGGAAUAAUCGUUUUGUCUUAACUAAAUAAAUAAGUCACGGGGAAAAAGUACGUUUCCUUUUCAUUUUCUAAAUUGUCUGUGCGGAUAUCUUAUCAAGAGCAAACCAAACCCGGAGUAACAAACAUAGUCGCAGUGACCAUUGCCACAUCAAAAUGGCUUUGGAAGUGUUGAAGGAUCCCCAAAUGAUAUCGCCGGCAAGCGUAUUUUACUUCCUUUUGCUGCCGCUGCUUUCGCUAUGGUACAUUUAUUGGCGUAUGUCGCGUCGCCAUCUGUACGAGUUGGCUGAUAGAUUGCCGGGACCCAAAGGAUUACCCAUUGUGGGUCAAUUGUUUGAUGUGUUGGGGCCAGCAUCAUCUGUUUUCAGUACGGUCAUUCGCAAAAGUUCCGAAUUUCCUCACGUGUGUAAAAUGUGGCUUGGUCCCAAGUUGUUGGUAUUCAUCUAUGAUCCCAAAGAUGUGGAAAUUCUACUCAGCAGUCAGGUGUACAUCGAUAAGGCAUCGGAAUAUAAAUUUUUCAAACCAUGGUUGGGCGAUGGUCUUUUAAUCAGUACAGGUCACAAAUGGCGUUCACAUCGCAAGUUGAUUGCACCCACAUUCCAUUUGAAUGUUCUGAAGAGUUUCAUUGAUCUAUUCAAUGAGAAUUCGCGCAAUGUGGUGCGUAAACUUCAGUCAGAGGGUGGCAAGACGUUCGACUGUCACGAUUAUAUGAGUGAGGCCACCGUUGAGAUUUUAUUGGAAACCGCCAUGGGCGUAUCGAAGAAAACACAAGACAAAUCCGGUUACGAAUAUGCCUUGGCCGUUAUGAAGAUGUGUGAUAUUCUCCACUUGAGACAUCGUAGUUUGUUCCUGCGCAGUGAAUUCAUCUUCACCCUCUCCAAAUACUACAAAGAGCAAGGCAGACUUCUAGACAUUAUACAUGGCCUCACAAAGAAAGUCAUCAAAUACAAGAAGGAAGCAUUUAAAAUGGGCACCAGAGGAUCUUUGGCCAAAUAUGAGUGGACAGAAAAUGGUGAACUAAUAACGGAAAGUUUAAAUGGCAAUGGCAAUGGCAAUGCCCAGAAGGAGGAAAAGGUAAAAGAUGAGAAAGUUACUACUGUCGAAGGUUUAUCUUUUGGCCAAGCUGAAGGCUUAAAAGACGACCUGGAUGUGGAUGACAAUAAUGUGGGUGAAAAGAAGCGUUUGGCAUUUUUGGAUUUACUCUUGGAGAGUGCACAAAAUGGAGCAACUAUAACGGAUACAGAAAUCAAGGAACAAGUGGACACCAUUAUGUUUGAGGGUCAUGACACCACUGCUGCUGGAUCAUCUUUCUUCCUCUCCUUGAUGGGCAUACAUCAGCAUAUACAAGAUCGGGUUAUUGAUGAAUUGGAUGAGAUUUUCCAGGGUUCCGAUAGACAUUGCACAUUCCAAGAUACAUUGGAAAUGAAAUAUUUGGAGAGAUGUCUAAUGGAAACAUUGAGAAUGUAUCCACCAGUGCCAUUAAUUGCCCGUGAAUUGCAGGAAGAUUUGAAAUUGGCCUCGACGGAUCAUGUCAUACCAAGGGGAGCUACAAUCACAGUAGCUACCAUCAAGUUGCAUCGCAAUCCUUUGGUCUAUAAGAAUCCCAAUGUUUUCGAUCCCGAUAACUUUUUACCCGAACGUCAGGCGAAUCGUCAUUAUUAUGCAUUUGUUCCCUUCUCGGCUGGACCAAGAAGUUGUGUGGGUCGCAAAUAUGCCAUGCUAAAACUGAAGAUUCUCCUUUCCACCAUUCUGCGUAACUAUCGUGUCUAUUCUGAUCUUACCGAAGAGGAUUUCCGAUUACAGGCGGAUAUUAUACUGAAGCGUGAGGAAGGUUUUCGUGUGCGCCUCAAACCCCGCAAACCACAAGCAUCGAUGAAAUCACCCACACCCACCAACACAGCGGCACCUACUAUGUCUUGAACCAAUUAGUAUUUGCAGCUAUUUAGACUUUUAAAUUUUUAAUAUAAAAAAAGAAAACUUUUCCUUUCUCUAUUAUUUUUACGUAUAUAUUAUUUUUAAAACAAAAAUCAUACUUUUUAGUUUUACUUAAUUUUUGGUUUAUUUGUUUUUUUUUUAUUUUGAUAUUCAUAUAUGUUCGCUAUAAAAUUUGUAGUUAUGAAUUUAUUUAAGAAAACACUUUAUGGUAAUGUGUGGGUAAAAAAUCUUAGAUUGUUAAAAAAUGCCAAUAAUUGAAUUAUAUUUUGGAAAAUAAUCUCCUUCCCGGGAUAGACAUGUAUUGCUGUAAAUUUUAGAAAUUGAAAAAAAAACAGAAAAAUUUACUAAAAUAAACUAUGAAUUCAACGAAA